AUGGAGGCCGCACCGCUCAAUGUGGCACGCCACAGUCACGCUGCAGCCGUGGUUUGUGACCGCAUUGUGGUGGUUGGUGGCUUUGAUCGUGUCAGUGGCUACACCAACGCAGUGGAGAUGUUUACCCCGCCUACUCGACCAGGGGACCUAGGCCAAUGGACGAAAUUAAGUCCCCUCAAUCCUGGUCGGGGUGCUCUGUCGCUUGUUGUGUGCUCCGGUUGCCCCAUAGCUUUUGGUAAGCCUUUCUGA
Messenger RNA from Dibothriocephalus latus, 249 nucleotides. NCBI's taxonomy places the organism in Eukaryota, Metazoa, Platyhelminthes, Cestoda, Diphyllobothriidea, Diphyllobothriidae. The record is from the annotation of a GenBank genome assembly.